AUGGGACCUUUCAAACCUUCUUCAAACGGGCACAACUACAUUUUGGUUGCUGUGGACUAUGUGUCCAAAUGGAUUGAAGCCAUUCCCUGCCCAGCCUGUGAUGCCAAGGUGGUUGUUAAGCUUUCAGAACCAUCAUCUUUCCAAGUUCGGCAUCCCAAGGGUUGUUAUUUCGGAUGGAGGACUGGGCAGCAAGGCUUGAUGAGGCACUUUGGGCUUAUAGAACAGCUUACAAAACCCCCAUUGGAAGGUCUCCUUUCAAUUUGCUAUAUGGGAAAGGACUGCCACUUACCUGUGGAGGUCGAAUACAAGGCUUUAUGGGCAGUAAAGAUGCUGAACUUUGAUAUAAAGGCAGCACAAGAAAGGAGGGUUGUUUCCCGGGAAGCUAAGGUCAAAGUGGGCGGGACCAUUCAAGAUUCACGAAGUUCUACCCUACGGAUCCCUCACUCUGCUCAAUCAAGAGGGGAAGGAAUUCACAGUAAAUGGGCACAGAUGCAAGCCCUAUCUAGGAAUGACCCCCACAGAGGAGAUCAUCACUCCUCUAGAAGAUCCAACCCCGGCCUAAAAGGUUUUAGGAAGGAAGGGCCAACUCGAGGCACAACUCGAUCGAGCCAGAGCAAGCUCGAUCGAGUGACAAACCCGAUGGAGCUCCUGAUGGCCGUCUCCCAUCUCCAGACCACGACCUAG
Messenger RNA from Microthlaspi erraticum, 684 nucleotides. The record is from the annotation of a GenBank genome assembly. Lineage: Eukaryota; Viridiplantae; Streptophyta; Magnoliopsida; Brassicales; Brassicaceae.